UUUGAUAGCAGGGGCCCUGUUUGUGAAACAGCCUGUCGGUAACAGUCAGCAAUGAUUAAGCAGUUCGGGACAUGACCGCUGAUGAUGGAGUUUGUGGGGAAAGUUAUUGUGUCGGCUGCUUUUGUGGUGAGCCUGGCUCUAAUUUACAGGUACUAUAAACUGCGAGCUGCCAAUGCCAGUCCAGGGCGAGUUGUGAAAGACUCAGGAGGCCGGGAGGUCACGGAAUCGGAUGAAAAGACCAGCAGGGACAAUGGGGAAGGACACCAGCCUUUGCUGAGUUUGCAAAGGGAGGAGAAUAUGGGAAACCCAACAAGGUACAGGAAUCAGUGCCUCAGUAAGGCGGAGAUAAAAAGGCUGAUGGUGGAAAGGAUGAAUCGUGGCUGUGAGCUGGGAACAGAGCACCUCCAGGACACAAGCAGCGCGAGAGGGGUGGUCAGAUCCCACAGGCUAAAGGUGAAGGUGAGACGCCUGGCUUUAUCCAGUCUGCUCAGAAACCACAUGGUCAGGAAAGGGGUUUCAGAGGGACAGGAUAAAGCUCCCAUUCCAACAGCCUCAGGCCAUGGGGACUGUAUCGACAACAGCUACACAGCUGAGGAAUAUGACCAUCCAAAUCUCAACAAUACAAGCUCAGAAUUAGCAAGGGCUAGCAGUCUAAGCUGUGAAGAUGAUACAACAGUCACCAAGCAGAAUUUGUUCAUAAAUACCAGCUCUCCGAUAUCUUGUAAUCAAAAACUAGGUGUUUCUGUCAACAGGGAGCCUCAGAAUCACAGCUCCUAUGAUGUUCUAAGCGCUGACAGCGACACACAAAAAAGAAAUCUCUCUGCGGAUCUUCCUGAGACGGCCCGUGAUCCUCUCAUUUUGCCUCCCUCUGAUCUGAUUAGUGAUACGCCAGGGAAUCCCAUGGCAAAUCCACCAACUGAACUCACCGAGAAUGAGAUGCUUAAGAGCGUCAUCUUCAGGCAGUGCGCAGCAGGGGGUUCAAGAGAACAAGAGAAUCCUUCUAGUGCCUGUAAGUUACACCCUGACAGCAGAAUUGGAAUAUCCAGUGCUCUAUAUGUUCCCUCUGCAUGUCAAGACAAACAUCAAAAAGUUAAAAUUCGCAAUGGAUCAGAAACUGAGCGAAAUGUUUCACAGUUAUGUGGGGAGUUGAAUCUAUCUGAUCACAAGAUCAUUUCAGCUUCAGAAAUGGCAACUGAUUGGAAAGCAUGCAGAGACAGAAGUAACAGUUGUUCUGCUGCUCAGAUUACAUUAGAUCCAGCUUCUCUUGAUGUAGACCACCUCAAGACAUCAGCUUCCCAGUGCCAGACAGGAGACCAGCUCAAUGUGUGCCCUGUCAGCUCAACUCGGGAUAAUACAAUGUUUUCUCAGAGCCUGACAAUCCAAACAAAAGUCGUUGAUUCCUCUGAAUUUGACUCCAGUCCUGAUCAUCCAGAGGCUUCUGGUAUUUCUUCUGAGGCACCUUGCUGUUCAACCAAGUCUGCCAUCACAAUGAUGAAGGAAGGAGGAAUAGUCCUCAGGAAAGACAGUAUUUCAGCAAUUGCAGAGACCCCAGCAUUUUUAAUUGAAUUUGACUCAGAGACAAGGGACUGCUCAGAGAAAGGUCACUCUAAUGAACUGAACUCUGGAGCUCCUUCUGUUGAUGACCUCAGUUCCAGUUCUUUGGGCUCACUGGUAGAUUCAUUGUAUUUGUCCCAACCAGACCUCAGCAAGGAAACAGCUGUGGAAGUUGUUGCUGGAGCCAAUUUUAUUCAUAUCCCUUUGAACAAUCAGUCAACUGUUGAAGUCAUGAAGUGCCGCUUGGCUUUGGAGAAUUGUUAUGAGAUUUUGUGUAUUGCAAAGAAACACAAUUUAAAGGACCUGCAGGACGCUACUUAUCAAGUCAUGAGUGACAAUUACUUACACGUUUUGAAAAACCCAAACAUUUAUGGUCAGUUAAAAGCCGAUGAGAGAGAAUUGAUCCUGCUGAGAAGGAUGUAUGGUAAAACAUACUUAAUGGUAGCCGAUGUAGAUGUUCAAGAGAAUUCUUGGGCUAAGACCAUAGUUCAACCCAACUUGGAAGAUCAAACCAGUGCCAGGCCACUGAAUCCUUCUCAAACCAAACACACACUUUACUAUUACAAGGAAGAGAAUGACUCUUGGUAUCCAUUAGUUAACAUGGCAAUUGAGUCAAUUUCCAAAGAUUGUGCAUUGUGCACCAUGUAUAAUUACCUUUUCAUUGUGGCUGGUUGUCAGGGAUCUGGCAAGGAAAUCAAACUAUCCAAUAAGGUAUUCUGCUACAAUCCGGUGACGAACAUUUGGAGUGAGAUAUGCCCACUCAAUCAGGCAAGGCCCAACUGUAAGCUUGUGGCUUUGGAUGGAUAUCUUUAUGCAAUUGGAGGAGAGUGUCUUUCCACAGUAGAGAGGUAUGAUCCUAGAACAGAUAGAUGGAUCUUCAUGGCACCGCUACCACAAGGAACCUUUUCCAUGACACACAAAGCUACCGUGUGCAAUGGUGAGAUUUACGUGACCAGGGGCACCUACUAUUACCAGCUUCUCAAGUACAAUGCUCGAGAAGAUACAUGGAAUGUCUGCACCAUGAUGAGUAGAAAGGACAAGACCACUGAUAUAGCAGCAGUCAAAAACUUCAUCUACAGAUUUGAGAUUAACCAACACCAUGGUAUCAGUGUGUACCAAUAUCACGUUAUCACCAAAACUGGUUAUGAAUGUGCUACCAAAAGACACAGCAAGCUAGCACCAUUUCACUGUGUUGUCAUGGGUGACACGAUUUAUUGCAUAAAUAAACAUUUCAUGAUGCAGUUUGUUACUCACGAAUUGUCACCCUAUUUCAGAGCAGAAGAUUACACUGCCCUUCCUGAAGCAAAGGGAAUCCUUUUUCCCUUUGUACUUACACUACCAGAAAAAGCCUCAUUCCAGACUCGAGUGUAAAUACUUACGGGGCACAGAGCCUAAACCUCUGCUCAAAAUCUUCACUUCAGAUGAAAGUAGGUUCUGAAGCUGCUUCAUAUUGCUUAAUGUUGGUGUAUUGGUAUGUCUGAUUCCCUUUCUCUCUCGUUCAAAGGAUGGCUGUCUCUGUGGAAGUCUCCAUCCGCCUGUUUGAUGAAAAUGCACUGCUUUUGUGGAUUUCUUUGCACUGCCCCUCGGAUUCAGCAAUAGGUUCACUAUUAGAUUACUUUAACAAAGUUGUUGAGAAUUGUCCCGAAUGUAUCCCCACUUCAGACUGAGCAUAAUGUGAUGCAGAAAACUAGACGAAUGUUCAUAAUGUCCAACACCACCAAUUUUUGGGAAGGAGACAAUUAUUGAUGAGGUCUAUCCAGAGCUCAGUGGGGGAAAGGAGUGAGUAACUAAGCUGUAUGUUCAAGGAAGACCGAUCCUCAGUCGGGUCACAAGCUUUGGGUGAACUGUCUUGUCAUUCCAACGGUUGAAUGCUGCAGGAAGUCAGACCCAGCUUCUCUUGCCUUAUCUAGUCCAAUAGCUCUUGGCUGCCCAGAGUCCGGGUUUAUACAUUGCUCUUUGGUCAGGCUGCAGGAAUACUCACCCAUAUUCAAGGUAAUGUGCCUCAAAGAAAGAAAAAUGUUUUCAGAAUAAACGCAAAGUAAAUUGAAGAUUUUUUACUGCAAUAAUCAAUCAGGGUGCUUUGUAGGAUGUUCACAGCUGACUCCACUAUGGGGAGAAGGUCAAACAUGUGAAUAAGGUCAUCCUUUCACAUCAGAAACUUCUACUGUUCCUCUACCACAGAGCUCCCUGGUUGGAUUAAAUCAAUGCAAAUGUACAGAAGAAUGAGAGAGAGAAAAAAACAAUUUAAAGUGUUUUCAGAGCAAUGCAGAAGAUAUCCUUGAACCUUAAAUGAUGACUACAGCUAAUUAUUUUCAGAGCCUCAUUCUGGCAAAAUGACUUUUUCUGGCUUAAUCACUAAGCUUGGGAAGGCUCUAUGUUUAAAGAGUAGGUUUAAAAUACCAUAUGUACGAAUAGGGAGGGGUUGAUCAGCUCAGUUCCUGUUCUGGCUGAGAUAGGGUGAGGAAGUCAGCCCUGAGUCUAUCUGUAGUUAAAAUCAUGGACCUUGCCAUGUUCCAGUGAAUAAUUCCCAAGGACCUUCAGUUUCUCUGAAUUAAGAUAGAAGCUGGACUUUCAACAACCUUAAAAAUUGGAAUAUAUUAAGCUAAAUAUCUCAAGAGUCCAAAUUCCACCUAUAAUGCCUACCAGAUGAAAGCAACUUACAAAUGGUUUCCUCAGCGCUCAGCUACUCUUACCAAGCCCAUGAACCAAGAGCCCAAUGCCAUAGCGUUCUUCAUUUGCUGGCACAGCAGCAUCACAAAACCAUUUGCACAUCAAUAUGAUGAAAUAAUUAUGGGUUGAAACUUGUGGGUAGAGCUUUUGCUCUACACUUAGGGUCACUCCUCUCCUGCUCACAAUCCCCUGCUCUCUUUAAGUAGCUGUAAAAGGAAUAUGAUCAAACUAAAUCAAACUCAGUUAGGUCUCUAGUCUCAGAAGUGGCAGUGACAGAUGGGUCAUCCUACACACUAUAUUUCCUUUGCAAAUCAGACUCAGAAUUGAAAGGUGUGAGGGAUGGUCAUCUUAUGUGUGUGCAUAUAAAUAUAUUAUUUACAUACACGGAGAGAAAAAGAGAGUGUUAGUCUUUUUCAGAAGGCCUUAUGGUGCAGUGGUAGCAUCCCUAUCUUUGUACCAGAAGCUUGUAUCAGCACUUGUUGGCCAUGGGAAGUACAUUUGUGACUUGGCCAAAUAGAUGAUUAUCAAACGGUAAAUCCAUCCAAUGUAUGUGCUGAAAGGCAGCAAAAGUGAGGGAGUUUCCUAGUCAGCCGUUCUGCAGAAGACAAUGGCAGACGUUUGCAGUACUUUGCUUAUAAUUGUGGACAAAUCCAAAGGAAAUCCAUGGUCCAAAUAUUGGAAAUGAGAACAGAAGAAACGACAAACAGAGAUCUGUCUUUGUCUUAUUGAGCAUAAAGAUGUUACAGUACAAGGAGAGCUAAUCUGCUCUGUUUAUUUUGAAUGUUUUAUAGAGUCAUACAGCAUGGAAACAAUCCCUUUGGUCCAACUCAU
Chiloscyllium plagiosum (whitespotted bambooshark) is the source of this 5055-nucleotide messenger RNA. Lineage: Eukaryota; Metazoa; Chordata; Chondrichthyes; Orectolobiformes; Hemiscylliidae. The record is from RefSeq and is a predicted model, not a curated record.